Molecule: messenger RNA, 523 nt
Organism: Pocillopora meandrina
Lineage: Eukaryota; Metazoa; Cnidaria; Anthozoa; Scleractinia; Pocilloporidae
Source: the annotation of a GenBank genome assembly
AUGUACAAAUCAGCUGAACAAGAAGUGGAAGAAAUGGAUAAGAGGGAUAACCUGCCUAAAUUGGACUCUGUUUUAAAGAUUCUGAUGGGAAAAGUAUGCCAGAUAUGCAAUGUUCCUAGAGUGAUAGUAAAUUCUAGACUUGUACAGGAGUUCAAAAUAUAGAUCUGGGCCCAGUUGUUGGAAGACAGAUUAGCGCUAACUUGGGGUUAAAUUUUAAUCCAGGUUUCUUUAUUUUUUUGUUCAAAAUCCUUUUUAAGGAAAAAUCUUCCUUAUUACUUUUAGGAAAUCCAAUGAUGAAAUUGCAAAGCAAAAAGAUUUGUACUGAACUUUCUCUUAAAGCUUUUAGACCUGGAAUCAAAUUUCACACUAACCCUGGGUUAUCUUAACCCAGCUUUGAACAACCCAGGCCUGGGGAUUAAAUCAAGCACUAGUGAAAGCCAAAACCCAAGCAGGCAAUAGAUUUAAAAGGUUCAUUUCCCAGUGGACUAGUAGUAAAUACUCAAUGUGGAGUUUUAAGAUUUAA